AUGGCGGUGCAGCGCAGAAACCGGGUGGCGAGAGGAGUGGGGGAAUCUCGACAGCAGUGGUGGUUGACAUCGACUGCCAAGGGCGGAUGCACGGCGGCUCGCUGCGUGGCGUCGCGGGUUCACCACCGCCGCGCAUUGCUGCGCGCGCUUCUCUCCCUGCUCGCGCUGCUGUUUGCGCCCUCUCGCCUCGUAUCGCUGCGCCAAUGCCGCGCGAUGGGCGCGGCGACGAGCCCGCAAGUGGCGGAAGAUGCAAGGCGACUGUACGAGGCAUGGCAGGCAGCGUAUGGCCUGUCUCCUGACGCCAUAAGCCCGCCAGCACAGGUGGUGCUGCCGCCCUCCGUGCCGGCCGCGCCCCACCUGCAGGACUGCACUGCGCGCACGGCGGCGCGGGAAGCGGCGGAGAGCAGGGGGCGAGGGGGGGAGGAGCCGCAGUGGGCGCGAGGGGGCGAGUGCUGCGAGUGUGGCCCGCAGCCCCCGUGGGUGUCAGGCUCAGACGCGGCAAACCUAGCGCUCACACGGGUGGCACAGCGGGACCUGUGGCGCGCGCAGUUCCCCGCGUCGUGCGAGGGGCGGCGCCUGCUGGUGGUGGAGUGGGCGUGCCCGUACCACGGCACGGGGUCCAUGGUGCACGUGCUCAGCGCUCAUAUGAGCAUGGCCGUCCGCUCCAACCGCACUCUUGUUGUUAGGGAGAAGUCCUUUCACCGCGCCAAUAACGAGGCAUGCAGAGCCCUGGGGCAGGAGGGCGAGUGGGAGUGCUAUUUCUUCCCCAUCACCUCCCCCACGUGUCGCCGCAUGGCCAUGGCAGCACUAGACGCGCUCCCACCCUCACCACCCGUGCCAUGGCUGUCGUCCAUGGCGCCUGACUGGGAGGCGCUGCUGCUGUCCGACACGCCUGUGCUGGCGUGCAACGACUCUGGCUUCCAUGCUGACGUGCUCGCUAAUAGGUUGUGGGGUCCACCAGCGUUUGAGCGGCCAGUGACUCUAGAGGAGGUCAACCACACGCAAGUACCUGCCAACGACAGAAACUGGGACCUGCUGUUCCUGCAGGAGUUCCGGUGGUGGCGGGCGCAGGUGACGCGCUUCCUCUUCCGCUGGCCCUCGGCGCACCUCUGCCACUUCAUCAACCGCGCCCGCCACGACGCAUACGGCCUCUCCGUUGCUCAGCAACUCGCAGCAGCCGCCGCUCAGCAGAGCACCAUGCUCCUCGCCUCCCCGCCCGGGAAUGGCGGGAGUGGUGGUGGUGGUGGUGGUGGUGGUGGUGGUGGUGCUGGUGCUGUGGGGGUGGCGGCAGGAGGGGAGGGGGUGAGUGAGGGCGAGCGGCAGUAUCUAGCAUCGUUGCACAGUGCGGUGCACGGGGAGCCUUUCAUACCGCGGCCGUACCUGAGUGUGCACGUGCGGCUGAGCGACAAGGGCUCUGAGAUGGCGCUGCGCUUCUUCCCCUCGUUCCUCUUCUUCGCCUACAAGAUCCGCGCCCACGUGCCCAACCUGCACCACGUCUGGCUCUCCACUGAGAUGCAGUUCAUACUAGACGAGGCCUCUCAGUACCCCGACUGGACGUUUCUCUUCACCAACAGCAGCCGCGUGCGGGACGCGCAGGAGAUGGCGGACCAGGUGCAGUUCAACCGCCAGCCCCAAAUGCCCUUCAUCCUCGCCAACCUCGUUAUUAGCUCGCAAGCGGAUUACUUUGUGGGCGCGCACGCGUCCAACUGGAACCAGCUUAUUAACGAGUUGAGACAGACGGGAGGGCGCCUGCAUGCGGGAAGCACAGCACCCGCGCGAUCAACCGCAGUGCGCGCAGGAUCGGUGCGCGCGGCGGUGGAGGCGGUGCCGACGCCGGAAACGCCGGAGACGCCGACGGCGGAAGCGAAGAAGUUUCGGCCGGGCGAGAAGAAAGGGUUCAUCGAGGAGAUGCGGAUCCGCGCCAUGAAGCUCCACACCAAGGAUCAGGCGAAGGAGGGCGAGGAGGAGACCAAGGAGCGGCCGCUGGCCAAGUGGGAGCCGACAAAGGAGGGGCUCGUGCAGUUCCUGGUGGACAGCAAGGCCGUCUUCGACGCCAUGGAAAACGUCGUCCACGAUAGCGAGCUCCCCGUCUACCGCAAGUUUAUCAACACAGGCCUGGAGCGUGGCGACGCAUUGGCAAAGGACCUCGCGUGGUUCGAGGCGCAGGGCUUUAAGAUCCCGCCGCCCGACGAGGCGGGGUCCUCGUACGCCAAGUACCUUAAUGAGCUGGCGCGCUCCGAUACGCCCGCCUUCAUCUGCCAUUUCUACAACGUCUACUUCGCGCACUCCGCCGGCGGUCGCAUGAUCGGUCGCAAGGUGUCGGAGAUGCUGUUGGAGGGGCGGGAGAUGGCGUUCUACCAGUGGGAGGGAGAGCUGCCCGAGCUGCUGGCGGCCGUCAGAGAGAAGCUCAACGAGGUGGCGGAGGACUGGACAAGGGAGCAGAAGGACCAUUGCUUGGAGGAGACAGAGAAGCCCGACGUCGACCGCUUCGACCGCCCCUACCAGCACAACAUCGCGCGCCCCUUCUGCGCACUGCACCACUCGGCGCGCGCCCGCGCGCAGCCGUCCGCGCAGCUGCAGAGCGCGGAGCCCCCCGCCGCGGCGCACGUCGCCCCCGCAGCCGCACGCGCGUCUGCCCCAUGCGCCUGCGAGCAGGCGCGCGUGGUGACGAUCGCGCAGCAGCGCUUCGGACCGCUGGGAUUCGCGUCCACUGUGUGGGACAGCUCUAUAGUGGCGGGCAAGUACCUGGAGCGCCAUGCUCACCUGGUGCACGGCAAGACGUGCAUCGAACUCGGUGCUGGCUGCGGCCUGCUCGCCAUGGACAAUGCUUUAGGACUACCCUUGCAGCGUGAACGGCGCGUGCGGUAUGAUGGGAUGUGGAAGCAUAACGCUGGCAGUGCUGGGGGCACGAGCAGUGGUGGUGACAGACAUGCCGGGGAACCUGCCGCUGCUGCACCGCAACUGGCGCCCCUCGUGGCCACGCUCGCAAUGCUCUGUGCGCCGCACUCCUCUGUGCUCAUUGCCCACGGCCGCAACCGCCAGGCGCUGCCGGAGUUCCUCAGGCUGGCGGGGGAGAAGUUCAGGGUGAAGGCAGUGGCGUGGGAGGAGCUGGAUGACACGUACCGCUGUGAGGACGGUGCUCUGCGGCCCAUGCUCCUCUGUCCUUAUGGCGCACAGGUGCAACUGGCAGGCGCUGUCAGAGUUCCUGAUGCUACCGUCAAAACGGCUGCUGCAUCACUGUUCGAACUUCUCUCAGACGAUCUACUCUCCAUUAUCCUUCGUCUCGUCGGUGCAUCCGACGGCCAGUUCCAGCACGCGCUUGUGUGCAAGAAAUGGUAUCGCAUCGCCCGUCGCGCGCACGACCACAUCCAGAUUCGCGAAAAGCGUCGCAUGCGUCCUCGCGAGCUGCUCGCGCACCUCUCGUCGUUCCCGAGGCUCCGAAAGCUCGUCCUCGCUUUCAACAGCAUCACGUCCGUCCCUGACUCCCUCCUCUCGCGGAUUGCCGACACGUGUCCAGAUCUGACGGACCUCCACGUUGAUUGGAUGGAUCGAGAGUACAGACGGGGGGGAUUCACUGAGAACGGGCUUUCGUAUCUCCUUGAGAAAUGCACACGGCUGGAGGGACUUCACCUCGAUUGUCAGUCGAAUCUGACCGCCAUUCCUGCGUCAAUAGCCGCCCUUGCGUCACUCAAGAGCCUGCACAUCAGCAACGGCGGAAGAAUCGCUCUCCUUCCAGACGCGUUCACCUCGUUACAGUCACUUACGGAUCUCGUGAUUGGAAUGCACUUUCUGGAGGAGCUGCCUCAGAACUUCGGCAAUCUGAAAUUGCUCAAGUCGCUCCAGCUGACCGACUGCAUGGAGCUCAGCUCCAUUCCCGAUUCUUUCGGGCAGCUUACCAACCUCACGCAUCUUUCCAUCAGCGGCUCCAGGAACAGGCUUCAGCUGCCCGAAUCCAUCUCCAACCUUUCCUCCCUCGUGACCCUCGUAAUUUCCAACUGCGAAAACCUUUCACCUCUGCCCGAGAAUUUCGGAAACCUGCCGGCGCUUGAAACCCUACGCCUGGAGGAGGUGGGGGGGAUUACCAACCUCCCCGCGAGUAUUGGGCAGCUACAGCGGUUGCGGCUCCUCUCCAUAAUCAACCGCGAGGAGUUAAUGUCAUUACCUACCUCCCUCCACCUGCCUUCCCUAACGGACCUGAUUCUUGUCGGCAUGGCACUUCAACGUCUGCCUGACGACGUAGGUCAACUGCCACGCCUACAGACGCUGAAGCUGGACUUUGGCGUUCUCAUGCACCUGCCGCCCUCCAUAGCCCUUGCCACUGCGCUCAAUCACCUGACGCUCGAGAAUAUCCAGGUUCCACUCCACCUGCCCGAGAAUCUCGGGCAGCUAACUGCCCUGGAGACCCUUGUUUUGAUCAAGCUCCCGCUACUCAACAGCCUGCCCGCAUCUCUUGGGAACUUGGCAAGCCUCAGGGAGCUGAAAAUAUCCGAAUGUGCCGCGCUGGCUCAGCUUCCAGACUCCCUGACUCGCCUAUCUUCCCUCGAGCUGUUGGAAAUCAGCGACUGCUGCAACUUGAAGGCGCUACCGCAGGCCAUGGGGGAUGCGUUGCCAGAGGAGAUCGGACGGCUGGGAGAGCUCGAGAAGCUCAGGCUCUCACUUCUUGACCUCAAGUCACUCCCUCGCUCGCUGGGUCAGCUGCAGCGGUUGAAGUCUCUAGAAGUGAGCUACUGCAGAGCGCUGGAGUCUCUGUUUGGGGAUGAGGAUCAGCACAUAGGGGACGCAUCCGCUGAGCAUGACCUUGCAGGGAGAAGCACCCUCCCCAGCUUGGCCACUUGCAGCCGUUCCAGCUGUGGGGGAUCCAAGGAGAGUGUCACGAGCGUGCUGCUGCCAUCCCUUGAGGUCCUUCAGCUUGAAGCCCUUCCACUGCAGCAGCUCGGUCCAUCGCUCGGCUCCUUCCCAUCGCUAACCAAGCUGGAAAUCCUGCGAAUGAAGCAACUCCUCUCGCUCCCAGAUUCCAUCUCAUGUCUCUCAAGCCUCCAGAGACUGAAAGUUGGCCAUGCCGAACGCCUGCUGGCUCUGCCCGAGGCACUUGGGAGGCUGCCAGCGCUCACAAACCUCCAACUCGACAGUCUCCCGAGACUGACUGAGCUGCCCGAGUCGUUCGGGCAGCUGAAAACGCUUCAGUUUCUGGAGAUCUACGAUAUCCCGGGGCUUACCAGGCUUCCAGAGCUUACUGCCUAA
This is a messenger RNA of Closterium sp. Yama58-4, 5241 nucleotides long. NCBI's taxonomy places the organism in Eukaryota, Viridiplantae, Streptophyta, Zygnematophyceae, Desmidiales, Closteriaceae. The record is from the annotation of a GenBank genome assembly.